AUGGCCGAACCAGGUCUUGGAAAAGACACUGACCUCCCCCCAACCCUCGACUCCGCCAUCCUCACACCGGCCAUCGCCUCCCUUGCCCCGGCCCUCGAGCUCCUCGAGCGCUUCCACCAUCGCAACAAGAACCAGCAUCGCAUAUCCAAAUGGUGGGCCCAGGCUGACAUGCUGAGGCGGCAUAUCUGGAAGAUGUUGGGGGAGCUGGAGGCGGCGGUCGAGGCGGCAGAGAGGACUGGGAGGGUCAGGGAGAGGCAGAGGGUGAAGGGAAAGAGGAAAGAGAAGGAGCAGGUGAAGAAGGUUGGGGAGAGAGGUCAAGGGGAGGGUGAGGGGCGGGCGGUAAGGAAGAGGGCCGGGUAUUUACGUUGGAAGCUUGGGCCGGGGGCUUUUUUGGCGUUUACGCAGCUCUCUGCGGACAGGCAGUUUGCGCACCUUGGGCUGAUGCUGCUGGGUGUGCUGGCGCAGGUGGACAAGGCCGUUGCGCCGUUUGCUCCGGCGCCGCCUAGCCAGACGGGAGACGAGACCGGGGAGCAGGCAUCAGCGGCAUCAGCGGCAUCAGCAGAGGCCGUCCAGCCCGCCGCCGGGCAAGACAACGGUGUUGGUGCGGACUCUGACGCCAUCAUGGAAGUGGACACAACAGACAAGGGUGUAGCCGUGUGCAGAGACGAGAUCAUGGCGUCGAUUGAGCGAGACACAGCCUCGACACCGAUCCCACCAGCAGCAUCGUCAACACAACAGUUAGUGAAGGGAGACACACAUCCACGAUCCUUAUCCCUCCCCAUCAACCGCCCAUCACGCACUCAACAGCCGCUCAGCCAGACCCCUGCAGCAAGGACAGAACCAACCAGCAAGGAAGCAAGCAUCACCUCCGACGUGUUCCCCUCAAAACCCAAGACAAAGAAAACAGUCAGACCAAAAGACGAAUUCGAUGACAUCUUCGGCUCGAUGGGACGGCCUCCGACCGGCAACCCUAAACCACCAGCAACCGCAGAUACCCCAGCACGAGAGCCAUCUAGCAAGGAAGCCAGCGCCUCAUGCUUAGAAGCAGCACUGAAACCUAAGAAAAAGGUACGGGAAGAUAAGGCAGGAGGAGGAGCAAGAGGCGACGGCUUAGACGACAUUUUCGCCUCGUUGGACGCCAAAAGCAAGAAGCCCAAGAAGAAGCGGAAGAAAGGGGAUGAGUUUGAUGACAUUUUCGGGGGGUUGUGA
This is a messenger RNA of Parathielavia appendiculata, 1209 nucleotides long. RefSeq lists its product as uncharacterized. Gene Ontology annotation, molecular function: rRNA primary transcript binding. Gene Ontology annotation, cellular component: ribonuclease MRP complex. The transcript is spliced from 2 exons. Gene Ontology annotation, biological process: nuclear-transcribed mRNA catabolic process, RNase MRP-dependent; maturation of 5.8S rRNA from tricistronic rRNA transcript (SSU-rRNA, 5.8S rRNA, LSU-rRNA). The coding region runs from base 1 to 1209 and encodes 402 amino acids. NCBI's taxonomy places the organism in Eukaryota, Fungi, Ascomycota, Sordariomycetes, Sordariales, Chaetomiaceae. The record is from RefSeq and is a predicted model, not a curated record.